Molecule: messenger RNA, 1423 nt
Organism: Paramormyrops kingsleyae
Lineage: Eukaryota; Metazoa; Chordata; Actinopteri; Osteoglossiformes; Mormyridae
Product: ras-related protein ORAB-1
Molecular function (GO): GTP binding; GTPase activity
Source: RefSeq, a predicted model, not a curated record
AAUAAAUGAAAAUAUUUUGCACAGAGAAUGAAAUGGGAAAAUGCAGUUAUUUUCCAUUUAGUUUUAAUCAGUAUCGACAUACUUCUGUUACUACCUCAAAGAUCUUAAUAUGAUACAUAGACAAGCCAGCUGGUUCUUCUAGUCUGAUAUGGCUUGAAUUGUUAAUUGCAUUACUUAAGGAUUCACAUGCAUUAAAACCCAGACGUGGAUGUGUUCAUUCAAAUACAUGCAAGACUCAGUACAGAUAACAAGCCUCUUUUUAACUUCCCAUAUUUAAUGGUCCUUUGGUCUCACAUCAUCCUCUACAAAGAGGCCACGCCUUCUAAUCCCCCAUUGGCCAAACUUCCUUUAAAGUACAGGUAAUGCAGGACAUUGUAAGAUAAUCUUAGUCUUCAAUAAAUAAUAGGCAAGGCAUAUUGACUUGCUGGUUUGCUUUGACAGAAGCAGGAGCACACAGGCCCUAAAAAGCAAAGGACAAGGAGAACUAUUUCUUGGGACACAAUCCCACCUAUUUUCUUGUUUGCGGCUGUCUCAUCUUCCUGAAUAUGAAUCCUGAGUAUGACUACCUGUUCAAGUUGCUGUUGAUCGGUGACUCUGGUGUGGGCAAAUCUUGUCUGCUCUUGCGCUUUGCGGAUGACACCUACACAGAAAGCUACAUCAGCACUAUUGGGGUGGACUUCAAAAUCAGGACAAUUGAACUGGAAGGAAAGACUGUCAAGUUACAGAUAUGGGACACAGCUGGGCAAGAGAGAUUUCGAACUAUCACAUCAAGCUAUUACAGAGGUGCUCACGGGAUCAUCAUCGUUUAUGAUGUCACAGACCAGGAGUCAUUCAACAAUAUAAAGCAAUGGUUGCAGGAAAUUGAUCGUUAUGCCUGUGAAAAUGUCUCCAAGUUGCUGGUGGGGAACAAAUGUGACUUAGCUUCUAAAAAAGUGGUGGACUUCACCACUGGAAAGGAGUUUGCCAUGUCCCUUCAGAUCCCAUUCCUGGAAACCAGUGCAAAAACUGCAAACAAUGUGGAAAAGGCCUUCCUUACCAUGGCUGCUGAAAUUCAGAAGCGCGUUGCCAGUGAUACUGUCCAAAAUGAAGCAAGCAAAGUUGGCACAAAAAUAAACAGUGCCCCCUUGUGGAAUGCAGGGGGAAAGACAAAAACCGAAGAAUCCAGCUCUUGUUGCUAACGAUAAAGUUAGAAAGCACUGUAAUUCAUCAGUCGGUCUUCUAAACUCUUAUCCUGGCCAGUUUUGUGGGAAACAAUAUAAUGAUAUUAGUAAAAUUAAUUCUAUCCAUGCAAGUAUAUAACAGUUACACUUUCUGUCCGUCUUCUACAUUCAAUGCCGCUUAAAAAUAAAUGUCUUAUCAAUGCCAAUAUUGUGCCCCAUUCUGACUUUUCCUCUAGAAUUUUAUUUUUUAAACAGCUUAUUAA